Silurus meridionalis is the source of this 2156-nucleotide messenger RNA. It is a transcript of the gene rab40b, whose product is annotated as RAB40B, member RAS oncogene family. Lineage: Eukaryota; Metazoa; Chordata; Actinopteri; Siluriformes; Siluridae. Gene Ontology annotation, cellular component: plasma membrane; endosome; synaptic vesicle. Gene Ontology annotation, molecular function: GTPase activity; GTP binding. Gene Ontology annotation, biological process: intracellular signal transduction; protein localization to plasma membrane. The transcript has 6 exons. The coding region runs from base 570 to 1406 and encodes 278 amino acids. The record is from RefSeq and is a predicted model, not a curated record.
CUACUGAAAAAGCACCGAGUUGCCCUAGCAACUCCACAGAACAGCCAAUCAGGAUGUAACCAGGGACGACCCUGCCUUUUUCCCUUUUUUUUCCUCCUUGUUGAGAGGAGCUCCAGAGGAAUCACAGCACAUCAACCUUAAUGGAGCGAUGCGGAUUAGGGAAAAGACCAAAACAAUGCAGAUAGAGAAAUAUAGCAAGUUUUGGACGCGCAUGCUGUAAUGAGCUUAUGUAGUGUCAUUAUCUUAGUGUUUUAGGUUAGAAAGAUUGUUCACACUAAAAAUGAAAGCAAACAGUGAUUUAGACUGAUGUAAGCGUCGCACAUUAGGGUCUUUAUUCCCAGGGACAUAACGCAAUUCCUCGACAGCAUCACAAAGAUCAGAACAAGCUGUACUCUGGGUGUGUGGGGGGAAAUCAAGCGAAAUGUCCAGUGAAAAUAAUCUCAGCUCUGGAGAUUGUGAUUAGAGGAAAGCAAGAACGAGUAAAGAUUUAAUAAAUACAUAUUUAAAAAAAAAAGAAAUAAAAAAGAUGCCGCUCCAGACUGAGCCAUGGAAGUGAGCGCGCGGUGAAGAUGAGCCACAGGAGCAGCCCAGCUAAAGCGUACGAUUUCCUGUUGAAAUUCCUGCUAGUGGGAGACAGUGAUGUGGGCAAGGGCGAGAUAUUGGCCAGUUUGCAGGACGGGGCUACAGAAUCUCCUUAUGGAUAUAAUAUGGGGAUUGACUGCAAAACCACUACCAUACUGCUUGAUGGGCGUAGAGUCAAGUUACAGCUUUGGGACACCUCUGGACAAGGGCGUUUCUGCACCAUAUUCCGCUCGUACUCCAGAGGAGCACAGGGUGUUAUCCUUGUAUAUGACAUUACAAAUCGUUGGUCCUUUGACGGAAUUGACAGAUGGAUUAAAGAGAUUGAUGAGCAUGCGCCAGGAGUUCCGAAGAUUCUUGUGGGGAACCGUCUGCACUUGGCAUACAAACGUCAGGUGACGACUGAGAAUGCCCAAGCCUUUGCUGAGCGACUGGGUGUCACAUUUUUUGAAGUCAGCCCUCUGUGUAACUUCAACAUCACAGAGUCCUUCACAGAGUUGGCACGCAUAGUUCUUAUGCGGCACGGCAUGGAGAGACUCUGGAGACCUAACAAAGUGUUGAGUCUGCAGGAUCUGUGCUGUCGAUCCAUCGUCUCCUGCACUCCUGUGCACCUGGUGGACAAACUCCCUCUUCCUGUUGCCUUAAAGAGCCACCUGAAGUCCUUCUCCAUGGCCAACGGCCUCAACGCCCGCAUGAUGCAUGGGCGCUCCUACUCCGUCAUAGCCAGCAGCGGCACAAAGAGGAACGGAACGAAGAAAUCCAAACUCAUCUACCCACCCCUGAGCCCAUCACAGAGCUGUACGAGGACCACGUGCAAGAUAUCGUAGUCUUGACUACACAGUCUUCACUAACAAAAUCAGUAAACAGUUCACUGCUCAAAGGGAACAGGGUUUUACUGAAGUGAGGGAUACUUUUUGGUGGCUAAGAGUCCGUAAUCCUUUCAUCAGAUACUUGGGAUGUGUCCGUCAUAUUUAUAACUGAAUGUGAUUGCGCAAAGAGAUUGAACAGACCCAUGAAAAGGAAUUAGUGUCAAGCCAUUACAUCACCAUAUUCUUCAUAUAUGUACAGAAUAAUUCAUCCUGUUUGUAAUUGAUGGGAUAAAAACAUAAUGGCACUGCUGUAUAGCUCUGAGGAUGUAAGCGGUCUUACUGAGACUCAGAUUAAGCACAGUGGCAGUGAACAAAGUCCCGUUUUGAAAUAUCUCUUUUUACAGUGGACCUAGUUGAUAAUACCAGCUUGUUUCUUACUCUUAUUCUAAUUCUCUUCAGGGUACAUGCAUUGAAAGAACGUCAGUGUUGAGAAAAAGCACCUCUUUGUAUUGUGUAUUUAAGUCAUGUUGUUUGAUACAAUGUUGUUCUUUUUCUUAAUUAUUGUUAUGCACCUGAACAGUGACCAGUAUUGUAAUAUUUUAUAUGGAGUGACACCAAAGACAUGGGAGAUCGAAGAACCUAAUUAAUGCUAACAUGACUUUUUGUUACCAAUUCAACACAACAAUUUCAAAUACACUGCAGAUCAACAGCAAUUCCUAACUAGCUAUUAGGUUCUUUUUCUUUUUAAUAAAAGCGUUACCAACCAGA